GCGCGAUUAUGUUUCUAGGUUUGUCAGGACCAUACCCUUGAACGUGGAUUUCACCAAAGCGAUCCACAGUGCCUGAAAUAGAGGGUGGUGCAGCCAGAGUCACUCGUCAUGUCUUUGCUACCCAAAGUCAUCACUGUGACACCACAGAGGCAAAGUGUGGAAUUACAUAAGCGGUCGUUUCACAUGGACAGGGGGAAAAUUGUCUGCAAUGGUUGCGGAGGACACUUUCCUAAUCUGGUUCUGUUUGAGAACCACACCCAUGGAGCAGACCAGAAAGCCAACAAUAUGCCGUCGCGUAAAAGUGGCCCGAAAUCCGACCAUAAGACCUUCAACACAAUGAGUGAAGACGAGAUGAUGGAGGCCUUUCAUAAGAUGCCAGAGUUGGAAGGAUGCUGGUACAAGCAGGGACAGUACCAUUGCCUUAUGUGUGGGAAGGGUUUUCCAAACCCUUACAUCCUUUUCAGUCACAAGAUCCUUCAUCCAGAAGGCAUGAGGCCCAUGAAGAAGGUUAAGGCAGAUGACUCUGACGAAUUCGUAACCAACACCACAAAAGAAUCUUGGGCCAGAAACCAGAACACUGGUGAUAACUGUCAGCUUAAUGUGAUCGUCCCAGAGGUGUUUAAGGAAAGAAGAGAUAGCUGUUCAGAUGACUCUGAUGAUGCCAAGGGUGAUGUGACCAAGACGAUCCUCAAGGUUACAAAUGACGGUGAGGAUGAAGUACAUGCCUCCACGCCCGUCAGAUUUGCUAGCGACAGUGAUGAGGAUGAGGAUGCUGACGAUGUACAGAGUCUGAUGCAGGUGCCGUGGAUGCCUAUGAAGAAACUAAAGGAGAUGAACUCUGGGAACAAUAAGGCCAAGAGUAAAAAAACCUAUUUCUACAAAAUGUACGGAGCUGGUAAAGGGAGGUCAACGUAUGUUAAGUCCAAGCCGCUUUCUGAACACAUUGUCAUGGUGGAACCGAGUAAGAAAAAUGAGCCAGUUACAGGAGGUGACAGGCGGAGACAGAGACAAAAGACCAACCCAGGAUGUGAGAAGGGCUUGUUGUUCACAGAUCUGGAUGAUGACAAAAUGAUGAAAGCUUUUCACUCCCUACCGGGAUUACGGGAUUGUACAGUGACAAGUCCUGGUAAAUUUAGGUGUGACAAGUGUUCCAGAACAUAUGAGAACCCCUACCUUCUGUUCACUCAUAGAUUGACCCACAAGGAGGUUCUUGAGAACCAGGUGAUGGAUUCCUCAACAGGAGACUCUGCAAAUGCUAAUCCAAAGUUGGUGUUCUAUAGUCUACCAGGGCUCAAUGAAUGUAAAGUGGUCAAUGGCAAGUAUCAGUGCGAUAUCUGUCCAGCAGUCUGUGACAAUCCAUAUUUGCUCUUCACACAUAAGAUGUCCCAUGACACUGAGGUGAAAAGAAAACAGAACAAAGACUUGAACGAGAAACUCAAAAGUUCCGCAUUUGGAAACGUGUUUGGACAGAAUUUCCUGGACAAAUGUAAAAUAAUGAAUGGAAAAUAUUAUUGCGACGAGUGCCCUAAACUUUAUUCCAGCCCUUACCUUCUGUUGAAUCACAAACUUUAUCAUGAGAAAUACAUGUACGUGGCUAAGACGUGUGAUGCACAGGUAGGCACAACAGACGAGGAGGAAGAGGACAGUAUGUGCUUUGAAUGUAACUUGUGUCAGGUCAAGUUUGACACCAUGGACGGACUUGCGGAUCACAUUGAAGCUCAUGCAGCUGAUACACAAGCUGGUGCAAGUUGCACCUUGUCUGAAAGUGCUCUUGCUGAUGUCAGCAAGGCUUCUACAUCUGCCUGCAGCACUGAAAUGGUUGAUGAUACAAUAGCUGUGAAAGUCAAGAUGGAACCAAUCACAGACUAUGUGGGUGAUACCCUGGAACCACAACUUGAAUCAUCGGGACUUGACCCAAGUGUUAGAAUCAAACAGGAACCAGAACCUUCCAAUCUUCCUCAGCAUUCCAUAGAAGACAGGAUGCGGACUGGUGAGGUGGAUGUGCCAUUUGAGGACAAGCUGUUUCUGAAGAGAUCCAUGCUUAGUCCAGUUGUUCGGCUCAAGAGAAUUAAGAUUGAACCAAAUGACGUUUACAUUAUGAAAUAAGAUAUUUGAGUUCUAUUCUUUUUGUUAAUGCAGUGUGUGAAAUAAAUGAAAUAUGCACAAGCCUCCAGAUCUAGCUUCAGCCAAAUUAUUAGUGCUCAGUCAUACUUUACACAAUCAUCAGGAUUUUCAUCCCCACCAUCAUGCUACAAAACACCCCAACAUUUUUUUUUGCCUUAAGUACCUUCAGACGUACAAAAUCACUGAGUGUUCUCUUCUGUCUUUACGCACUUGAA
Messenger RNA from Haliotis rufescens (red abalone), 2339 nucleotides. RefSeq lists its product as uncharacterized. The record is from RefSeq and is a predicted model, not a curated record. The coding region runs from base 109 to 2106 and encodes 665 amino acids. Gene Ontology annotation, biological process: regulation of DNA-templated transcription. Lineage: Eukaryota; Metazoa; Mollusca; Gastropoda; Lepetellida; Haliotidae. Gene Ontology annotation, molecular function: RNA polymerase II cis-regulatory region sequence-specific DNA binding; DNA-binding transcription factor activity, RNA polymerase II-specific. The transcript has 2 exons.